AUGGCACACCAGGGACCAGGCACCUUUCCGGAGCAUUACCAAGCCCACUGCUCCUCCAUAGAUACAGUGUCAGCUGUUCUCGACGAGGGAGACCAACCAGACCAUAUUGAGUACUUUCAAGGUUAUGUCCAGUUUUACGAGCGUGGCUUGCCAGGCGAAUUGACAGCAGAAACCAAAGAAAGUAUUUUGGAUAAACCAGAUCUGGUGGAAAUGAGGGAUCGAAUCGAAUUCUUUGAACAAAGCCAUGACGAAAAGUCCCUCAAGAACGGGAAGUUGGAAUACAGGAAGGCACUGGUUCGACAUCGCCUUUUUGAGCUCAAACAAUAUCAAAAUCGGUGGGUACAGGAGAAAAGAGACCAAAAAAUUCUCAAUCGGGGAAAGAAAGAGCCGAUGCCCUUGGAAAACGACAUUCGCACGCGCGCUCAAAUGUUGAUUAUGCCGGAGGUUGCACGAAUUGCAACAGCUAUGUCCUGCGCCAAAGAGCUCUCUUUUGACGAAAAACUUCUUUUGGUCCAAGAUCUACAAACGCAAUGUGUCCAUGAUUUUGACGUGGUAUACCUCCCAAAUGAAAGCCCGAUUCAAGGGCUCUGUCCUGCAAAAGGUUGCCAAAUCAACAUUUCAAGUCUGAGGAAAUGUGACCGAAGUGUCCACAUUCACGAAUGUGUCCGGCGUGAGAAAGCUUUUGACCUUCAAAUAUCAGAAUCAAGGAUGCGAUUUUGUUACGAAUGCAUGGAAUGGUUUUUGUCCAGUCAAUGGAGGAACCAUUGUGAUUUCCAUCUCCAGUCAUGGCAAGUCCAGCACUGCGAAGUGAUCCUCUAUCGCCAUACCGUCAUUCGCCCCGGCUACUGCCCUUUUUGCUUGUGGGACCUCGAUCUUCCUGCGGAAGACCGGUUGCAAUACUGGUUGCGGAGUGAUAACUUGAGGGAACACAUUGAGGGACAGCACAUGGCUGGUAUCCAGUGGUCCACAAAAAAACAAAUGUGCGGGUGCUCUCGAACAUUCGACAAUGAGCGUGACCUUCGACACCACUUACACGACGUGCACGGGCUAAAGGAAGCCAUAUGGCAAAAUCCAAAACCACCAAGAAAGAGAAAACGCGCCUGCAAGGUAGAAGCACAAAGCUCUGCAGCAGAACCAGAAGAAGAGCGCCCCAAGAAAAUACGAUUUUAUUGCUACCCGCCUCCGCGUCAUGAACAUGAGCACUAUCUGUCAAACAAAAUAUUUGUCCCCGUCCCGACCUUGCUUUCGUUUGUCGAAGAGUAUCCAGAACAAUAUUGCUGCUCUAGUACAAGUGACAAGUCCGGUUCGAGCAGCAGAAGCAGCUCAGUUGCAUCUUGCUUCUCCGCGGCAAAUUCCUCACUCAGCUCGCGGCCAACAACUCCCGGACUUGAGGUCAUCGAUCCGAGACUCCUCGAGCCUUUUGACUUCACCAAGGAGAAUGGAAGCUGGUCUUGUAAUCAAGUAUCCAUGCAGCUGGAUUCACUUAAUCUCUCUUCGGAACGGGAGACAAAGGAAGAGUCCUCUAGUGAGGGGAUACAGCCACCAUCUCCCGUCCCAAGCCUUGACAAUUAUCCCAUUGGAGAUUUUGUUAGCAACAAAGCAAAUGAGGAGGCGAAGAAGGCUUUGAAAAAUGAUUUUCUCGCACUUAUGCCUCCCAGCGGCCAAGAUAUUGCGGUAGAAGACAAGCGCGGGAGUUGUUUUCUUACACAGACGGACGCCGGUGAUGGGAACCCGCCUCAUGGUGAUCAAGUCCAUGUUGCUAGUCUUCGCGAACCCCUCAGCAGAGCCAAGACAAGAUCACAGCUGCCUCUGCAUCAUGCAGAUGAUUUGAGCACUCGCAAGCCACGCCAGAAGCUCAAUGCAAAAGAAAAACGAAAGAUGCUUGAGCUCAAAGACCAGAAUCUGACUCCGAGGCAGAUUGGGCAUCACUUCGCGGACAUAGAUACGACUUAUCUGCGACAGGUUUGGAUGGACAUGAAGCCUUCUCAGCGAUGCACCAGAUCACGGGCUAAUCGGAUGGGCGGCUAA
Messenger RNA from Penicillium alfredii, 2028 nucleotides. RefSeq lists its product as uncharacterized. Lineage: Eukaryota; Fungi; Ascomycota; Eurotiomycetes; Eurotiales; Aspergillaceae. The record is from RefSeq and is a predicted model, not a curated record. Bases 1 to 2028 code for a protein of 675 amino acids. The transcript has 2 exons.